This is a messenger RNA of Annulohypoxylon maeteangense, 1114 nucleotides long. RefSeq lists its product as uncharacterized. The transcript is spliced from 2 exons. Lineage: Eukaryota; Fungi; Ascomycota; Sordariomycetes; Xylariales; Hypoxylaceae. The coding region runs from base 315 to 650 and encodes 111 amino acids. The record is from RefSeq and is a predicted model, not a curated record.
AAUUGAAAGAGGAGAAAAAAAAUCCACCUUCCAUGUCCACUGCUAGCUUUUCGGUACUGUGACUUCCAAGGUUUCUAUUACCCACGAUAAACUAUCAAGUCUAUCUAGGUACCUUAGUAGCUCAGCAGUUCCACUGAUAAUGGAAUACUCACCACUCUUUCUAUUUAGUAAGAGGAAUUUUUAGAUAUCUCGACAUGCUUACAUGCUACCUCAAGGUUUGAAACUUGAAACGGAUAAAAUAGAAAAUAAAGUGAAAUUGGUGACUUACUAAGUUACCCGAGGCUGUUGGCGCAUGCGCCGCAGGUGAUGAAUUCAUGAAGGGCACCGGUGUACUUGUUGCUCUUAAUUGCGGUGAACUGGUUGCCGAACUUGCAGCUGCCAGUGCUGAGACUCCAGGGAGUUGCGCUAUCGAUGCUGUUACGGAAGAUGUCGAACUCGGACGUGAUAUCGGUUCAAGGGUUGCCGGUAACGGCGCCGCCGCUGUACCUUCCUCCAUCACUGAUCGAAUUGGCGGUAGCGCCGGUGAUGAUGUUGUACGUGUCGGAAGAGGUGAGGUGAUUGGUGGUAGAUUGCUCUCGACCUGCAACGAUGCUACUGUGGAGGACGCCGUGGUGAAUAAAUUUCAAGGUCCCGAGAAAACUCGGAACUAACAAUCGUGGUGGGGAGAGGUCGAGGGUGGGUAUUAAUCGAUAUCAGUUACACCUUAAAUCGCCAAUGAUUUUACAGUAGGAUGUAUGAGGAAAUAUUUCGUGAUCGCGAUUUCAAGGAAGAAUAAUGUACAUGUGCGAUAUGUACCCAAGUAUGUAAAUUCGCUUUUUUUAGAACCCGCCGUAUAGAACCGUGAACCGUGAAAUCAAAAUAAGCCGAUUGGCAAUUAGAUAGUGGAGCAGGUAAUAGAAUGAACGAUUGACGAUUGAAGGUUAUAAGAUGUAAGUCGUGAAAUUCGCCCCGUACGUAUGGGUAGGUAACGUCAAGUAGUCAUGCAGAAAAUGAUCUAGACGAUAGGUUGAGAAAACAAGGUAUGUAGGAAGAGCACGCGGUGCGAGAGAAUUAGAUUCCCCUGAGCAUUCAGAUGUAGGACAGACACGUAGAAAUUGCAGAAAAAUUAUUAUUG